Molecule: messenger RNA, 1657 nt
Organism: Trichoplusia ni (cabbage looper)
Lineage: Eukaryota; Metazoa; Arthropoda; Insecta; Lepidoptera; Noctuidae
Gene: Acat1
Product: acetyl-CoA acetyltransferase, mitochondrial
Exons: 3
Coding region: 167-1435 (422 amino acids)
Biological process (GO): fatty acid beta-oxidation
Molecular function (GO): acetyl-CoA C-acetyltransferase activity
Source: RefSeq, a predicted model, not a curated record
UUACAAAUAAGUAUUUAAAUUGGAUCUUCUGUACUGCAUAAUCCGAAUAGAUAAGUUUAUGUAAAUGUUUUUUUAUAAUUACGAGCGAUAAGUAUUAUCAUUUUCAAUCAGUUCGUCAGUUGUUCGUCUUGGUGAAUAUCUAGUUACAAUAGGCUUUGCAUAAAUCAUGUUAUUUUUUAAAGGAAGUAGAAUUAUUACCAUCAGAAUGCGUCCAAUAAAUAAGCUUUAUAAAGCCAUGGCAGCGUAUUCGACGAAAGUUUCCCUGAACGAAGUGGUUAUAGCUUCAGCUGUCAGGACUCCCAUCGGCUCCUUCAGGGGCAGCUUGGCCAGUCUUUCAGCUACGGAACUGGGUGCAGUCGCCGUCAAAGGAGCAAUAGAACGAGCCGGCAUUCCUAAGGAGGAAAUUAAAGAGGUAUACAUUGGCAAUGUCUGCUCUGCCAAUUUGGGUCAAGCACCAGCCAGGCAAUCCGUAAUUUUCGCUGGUCUCCCUAAAAGCACAAUCUGCACAACAGUAAACAAAGUAUGUUCAUCAGGCAUGAAAUCGGUUAUAUUGGCAACUCAAGGCUUACAAACUGGUACCCAUGAUGUUAUCCUUGCUGGAGGUAUGGAAUCAAUGUCAAAUGUGCCUUUCUACUUGAAGAGGGGUGAAACCUCAUAUGGUGGCAUGCAGCUAGUUGAUGGUAUUGUGUUUGAUGGUCUUACUGAUGUCUACAAUAAAUUCCACAUGGGCAACUGUGCUGAGAACACAGCAAAGAAAAUGGAUAUCUCAAGACAGCAACAAGAUGACUAUGCCAUUUCUAGUUACAAGAGAAGUGCAGCUGCAUAUGAAGCUAAAGCUUUUGCUGAUGAAAUUGUACCAGUUUCAGUACCUCAGAAAAGAGGUGCACCACCUGUUCUGUUCUCAGAAGAUGAGGAGUACAAGAAGGUUAACUUUGAAAAAUUCAACAAGUUGUCAACUGUAUUCCAAAAAGAAAAUGGCACAGUAACUGCUGGUAAUGCUUCAACUUUAAAUGAUGGUGCUGCUGCAUUAGUUCUCAUGACUGCUGAAGCUGCUCAAAGGCUAAAUGUAAAACCCCUUGCCCGUGUUGUUGGAUACGCUGAUGGAGAAUGUGACCCAAUUGACUUCCCCAUCGCCCCAGCAGUUGCCAUUCCCAAAUUGCUAGAGAAAACUGGUGUAAAAAAAGAAGAUGUAGCUUUGUGGGAGAUUAAUGAAGCCUUCAGUGUGGUAGCUGUUGCUAACCAGAAACUGUUGGGCAUUGACCACAACAAAAUCAAUGUUCACGGAGGAGCUGUAAGUCUAGGUCACCCCAUUGGUAUGUCUGGUGCCAGACUUGUUGUCCACUUGUGCCAUGCUCUUAAGAAAGGUGAAAAGGGAGUAGCUUCAAUCUGUAACGGAGGUGGUGGUGCCUCAUCAAUCAUGAUUGAAAAAUUGUAAGUUUUAACUAUCUCUGACCACCUUGUUUCAUUACUGUGCCUUUUAGGAAUUAUUUGCUAUUAAUGAAUGUUUUGUGUAUUUGCUAAGAGUUAACAGAUUUUUAUUAUAUUGUUGAGAAAAUAUGUAAUUUUAUAUCCAUAUAUCUCUUGUAUAUAAACAGCAAUAUGGAAGUGUUAAUGGUUGUAUUCAAUAGAAUAAAUCAAUAAAAUAUUUUUACUUAUA